GAUUAUAAAUUAAUUAAAAUUAAAUAACGACAAUUUUAUUUUUGCAAUAAAAAAUUAUUUAAUGAGACGAAAAUUAUAAGGUUUAUGGAUGCGGUAGGAGAUCAAAUUGUUCCAUCAGCAAAUUUCUAUGUAAUGCAGUCAACUGACAUUGAUUUUCGGCAUGAACUGAUGAAUCGAUUGAACAAACUGGAUACGGAUGUUGAAUUGGAAAUUCUUCCAAGUCAGCAAGACACAUCGGUAUCACCAUCAUCACAAGCUGUUUAUGGAGGAAGCUACGAUAGCUACGGAAAUGUCAAAGAGUAUUAUUGCGGUGCGAAGAGAGAGCCGUCAUCAUGUUCGACGGAAAAUGAAAUCGAUCCAUUUUUAAGGCCGCCUCUGUGGGAAGAUAUAACGAGUUCGAUACAGAAUAUCGAUCCGGAGAAUGCCAUAAUGCUAAGUGCAUUGACUGGUGCAACACAAGUGAAACUUGAAUCUUCCGAUGAUACAUUUCUAGAGUCUCUCUCGUCUCCUCUGCUUAGUCCGUUAGAGAUUAAGACCGAGAAGGGAUACUAUAACCAUCCUAUUCAUCAGCAUCAGCUGCAGGCCCAUAAUAACAAUAAUAGUAAUAUAAAUAAUAAUAAUGUUAAUAUAAUUCAACUGAGUCAUCUAGGUCAUAAUCAUAUUAGUAAUAAUAAUAAUAAUAAUAACAACAAUAAUAAUAGCAACAACAACAACAAUUCAUAUUCAGUACAAUCACAUUACAACAAUAAUCCACAAGCUCAUCCGAACCAUCAACAGUUAAACGGCUAUCAUCAUCAAGAUUUUAACAUACAUCAUGGACACGUGCCGCAUCAGCAGUAUUCAAACAACUACUAUAAUUGGCAGCAAAACAAUCAUCAUCAUCAUCAUCAUGCAACAGUGCCUGUGAAUCAGCAAGCGCCUGUAUAUGGAAAUAACAAAUAUUCGUCUGCAUCUCAAAGCAAUUUAUGUGCUCCAAUUAGUCGAUUGAUGUAUGUACCGCCCUUGACGCCACCAAGUUCGGAUCCUGGUAGUCCUGGCAACUCCAUUCAAGGUCCCCUAAGACGAACACCACCUCCGCCUUAUCACAUCCAACAACAGCAACAACAUCUCAUGCAAAAUUUAGCUAUAAAUAAUAAUAAUAACAAUCAAUCAUCACCUCAGCUCUCUUCGCAUCAUCUACAUCAUCAACAUAAUCCAAAUCAACAGCCUUCAAAUGCUCCGAGUCUUACAAUCUUAAACAAUGGCAUUUCGAAUGACAACAACAAUAACUUGAGCAGCAUAAAGAGUGAAAAUACAAAUAACAACAGCAAUGUCAAUAGUAACAAUAGGAAUAAUAGUAAUAAUAAGAUAAUUAUAAAGAAAACAUCAACUACAACUAUUACCACAAAUCAUUCAUCAAUAAUAUUAACUAGUUCGGGUGUAAAGACAAUUGUUGGAAAAUAUAAUCGAAGAAAUAAUCCUGAAUUGGAAAAGAGACGCAUUCAUCAUUGUGAUUUUAUGGGUUGUAACAAAGUCUACACAAAAAGCUCUCAUUUGAAAGCACAUCAAAGAAUUCAUACUGGUGAAAAGCCGUAUUCUUGUCAAUGGCCGGAAUGUGAAUGGAGAUUUGCACGAAGCGAUGAAUUAACACGCCAUUAUCGAAAACAUACGGGUGCGAAGCCAUUCAAGUGCGUUGUCUGUGAGCGAUCAUUUGCUAGAAGUGAUCAUUUAGCACUGCACAUGAAACGUCAUCUGCCGAAAAAUAAAUAAGAUCGAAUUAAGAAGGAAAAACUGAUGAGUUAAUAAUAAAGUAUAAAAGAUAAUUUUGUGAAAGAGACACGACACAAGAGUCAAUAAACCUUAAUGAAGAAGAAAAUUCCAUAGCAUAAAAAAAUACAUAUUUAAAUUCCCAUCAUAUUGCCGCGCUUGAAUAUGUGCCCGAAAUAUAAAUUAUCAUAUAAGAGCAGAGACAGCCUACAUAACUGUUUGUAUUACCAAAUGCAUAUCCAAUAAUAUUCCAAUUGAUGUUUAUUUUUAUCAUUCAAUCACAAAUGCAUACCAAAUGAAUCUGUAUUACUGCCUCUGUAAAAAGAAUAAAGAUUUUUUUUAUUAUUAAUAUUAAAAGUUAAAAAAAAAAUUGAGAACUAUAAAGAAGCAUAAAUGCAAAAUGUACACAUCCAAUCAAGUAGUAGUUUCUCUUAAGUAAAUAUAUAAUGAACUGCACAACAGUGGCUAGAGCUACUGCAGCACUAGGAAAGAAAAUUUAAUUUCAUGCGCAUUAUAUUGUUUCAGUUAUGGAGUGCAUUUUUGUUGAGUAUGGAGAGACUUAAUGUGGCUGAUGAAUUUUGAGUGUUGCUUUUGGAUCUGGGCACUUUUGGUGCUUUAUACUGAGAGUUGGGUAAAGGAAAUUGAAUUGAUUGGUCAGCAUAACCAACAAGGUUUAAGGAAGUUUAAAUCUUGAAGAAGGGUUCUGACAAUUAAUAGCUUCUGACCCCUACUUCUGGCUCCACUUCUUGCAUGGAUGAGCUCAAAAAAUAAUUUUUUUCUGCACUUCUGCGAGGGAGUUGGUGACUGCACUGACUUAUACUAAGGGGGUCUAGCGAUUUCUUUCUCAUAUCAUUUGUGACAUCUACACAAAAUAUUCCCAUAAAUUACAGUAAAAAUGCACUUCAUGUCCAGCAUAUAAUGCCAACUCAACCAUCUCACCAAACUCGUUUCCAUAUUAAUUUUUUAAAUGCAGGUAGCAAUAUAUCUUGAAUGUGUCAAUAUUUGUGUUAAAUAAAACUUUUUAUGUUUCUCAUUUGAAUUUUUAAUUUAAAAUAUAAAGAAAAAAAAUUAUUUUGCUCAUGGAAAAUUGAAGAAAAAAUUAUAAAUUAAUGAUGAUGAUGACGACGUUGUUGACGUGUCUUAUUAGAGUAGAUGUACAAGACAUUUUGUGCUUAGAGAAAAAUUUAAUAAGAUAAUGUGUUUUUUGUGUAGGAAAUUGAAAUCACCAAAGAAUUAAAUGUUCAAUCUUAAGAGG
Molecule: messenger RNA, 3001 nt
Organism: Chironomus riparius
Lineage: Eukaryota; Metazoa; Arthropoda; Insecta; Diptera; Chironomidae
Source: the annotation of a GenBank genome assembly